This is a messenger RNA of Indicator indicator, 1818 nucleotides long. RefSeq names its product leucine rich repeat and Ig domain containing 3 (gene LINGO3). Lineage: Eukaryota; Metazoa; Chordata; Aves; Piciformes; Indicatoridae. The record is from RefSeq and is a predicted model, not a curated record. Gene Ontology annotation, molecular function: protein binding. The transcript has a single exon. The coding region runs from base 1 to 1818 and encodes 605 amino acids.
AUGCCCUGCACCAUGAAAUGCUGGUUCCCGGUGCUGCUCCUCCAGCUGCUCCUCCUGCGCCCCCCGCGGGUGGGCUCCUGCCCGGCCCGCUGCGAGUGCGCCCCCCAGCUGCGGUCCGUGGUGUGCCACCGCAAGAGGCUGACCUCCAUCCCCGAGGGCAUCCCCAGCGAGACCAAGAUCCUGGAGCUCAGCAAGAACCGCAUCCGCUGCCUGAACCCGGGGGACCUCUCCCCCUACCCCCUGCUGGAGGAGCUGGACUUCAGCGAGAACAUCAUCUCCAACGUGGAGCCAGGGGCCUUCAGCAACCUCUUCCACCUGCAGACCCUGCGCCUGAGGGGCAACCAGCUCAAGCUGAUCCCCCCGGGGGUCUUCACCAAGCUGAGCAACCUGACCCUGCUGGACCUGAGCGAGAACAAGUUGGUCAUCCUGCUGGACUACAUGUUCCAGGACCUGAGGAACCUGAAGAGCCUGGAGGUGGGUGACAACGACCUGGUGUACAUCUCCCAGAGGGCUUUCUCGGGGCUGCUGGGGCUGGAGCAGCUGACCAUCGAGAGGUGCAACCUGACCUCCCUCUCGGCCGAGUCCCUCUCCCACCUGCAGAACCUGGCGGUGCUGCGGCUGCGGCACCUCAGCAUCUCGGCACUGGAGGAGCAGAACUUCCGGCGGCUCCCCAACCUCCUGCAGCUGGAGAUCGACAACUGGCCCCUGCUGGAGGACGUCUCCCCCACCAGCUUCCAGGGCCUGAACCUCACCUGGCUCUCCAUCACCUACACCAACCUGACGGCCGUGCCCGCCGCCGCCCUGCGCAACCUGCCCUACCUGCGCUACCUGAACCUCUCCUACAACCCCAUCAGCGCCCUGCUGAGAGGCUCCUUCCGGGACCUGGUGCGGCUGCAGGAGCUGCACAUCGCGGGGGCGCUGCUGGCCUCGGUGGAGCCCCAAGCCUUCUGGGGCCUGCGGCAGAUCCGGCUGCUCAACCUCUCGGGCAACCUGCUGUCCACGCUGGAGGAGAGCACCUUCCACUCGGUCAACAGCCUGGAGACGCUGCGGGUGGACAGGAACCCCCUGGCCUGCGACUGCCGCCUGCUGUGGGUGCUGCAGCGCCGCAAGACCCUCAACUUCGACGGGCAGCAGCCGGUCUGCUCCUCCCCGCCCCAGCUGCGCGGCGGCGCCCUGCGGGACCUGCCCGACUCGGUGCUCUUCGAGUUCUUCACCUGCCGGCGGCCGCGGAUCCGGGACCGGCGGCUGCAGCACGUAACGGCGCGGGAGGGGCAGGCCGUGAGCUUCCUCUGCCGCGCCGAGGGCGAGCCGGACCCUUCCAUCUCCUGGGUGUCCCCCCAGCACCGCGUCAUCACCGCCCGCAGCACCGGCAGGGCCACCGUGCUGCCCGGGGGCACGCUGGAGAUCCGCUUCGCCCAGGUGCAGGACAGCGGCACCUACGUCUGCGUGGCCAGCAACGCGGGGGGCAACGACACCUACUUCGCCACCCUGACGGUGCAGGGGCGCCCGCCCGGCGGUGCCCACCCUGCCAAUCGCAGCCUCUACCCCCUGGACUUCAACGACACCGCCCACAACGACACCCAGGUGCUGCUGAAGUUCACCCUGGACCUCAAGACCAUCCUGGUGUCCACGGCCAUGGGCUGCAUCACCUUCCUGGGGGUGGUGCUCUUCUGCUUCCUCCUCCUCUUCGUCUGGAGCCGGGGCCGGGGGCAGCACAAGAACAACUUCUCGGUGGAGUACUCCUUCCGCAAGGUGGACGGACCCACGGCCACCACCGGCCAGGGGGGAGCCAGGAAGUUCAACAUGAAGAUGAUCUGA